GAAAUGUCACUCAGCCCCACUUCCUCAAGGGUCUGUGGCAGACAGGCACCCGUGAUCCUACGGAGAGGCUGCGAGGGAGACAGCAAGGUGCUGUGUCUGGGAUAGAGUGCAGAGCAGAGACUUUUCUGGGCAGAGCAAGCAGCUGGUGCCCAUCAGCUCAUCUGCACUUGUGUUGUCUCCUGAUUCAUCUGUCUACUUCUGAAAUGGAGUAUGUCUGGUAUUGGCUCGAUGAUUCCAAGCAGUGGAUUGAGUAUGGGAAAGAGCACCCAGGUCACGCCACUGCCACUGUAACAUCGGCAUUUCUGGAGCGUGAAUAUCAAGCUGACAAGAAUGGUGUUAUUUUUUUCAGGGCUGGUUCUCAGCAGUAUAAGUUAGACUUUGCAGACAUGGUCCAAACAAAUGUGGUCUUUCAAACUCAAAGAACUGUUAUUCGACUGCCUAAACAGUCUGAAGGUGGACAAGACAGAAGCCAAAACACAACUCUAUCACAUCCUGUGUAUCCUCCGCAUUGGGACCAAACUGCACUACCUGAAAUUGGGUUCAAGUUGAUACAGCUCAGCUAUGAUUCCCAAGAAUACAGAAAAAUCAAGAUGCUGUUUGAGAAGACAAUGAAAAAUUACUGCAUUGACCAACUGCAGAGGAUCCAGAAUCCAACACUUUGGGACCUUUUUCAGUGGCAAAAAGAAAAGAUGAAGAAGAUCCAUCAAUUGAAAGGGGUGGAUGAGAGACUCCUAUUCCAUGGCACAAAUCCCUCCCAUGUGUCUGCCAUCUGUGAGCAGAACUUUGACUGGAGACUCUGUGGGACCCACGGGACACUGUAUGGAAAAGGAAGCUACUUUGCCAGAGAUGCCAGCUAUUCCCAUGAGUACUGUUCCCCUCGCAGCGGGCGCUACAGCAUGUUCGUAGCUCAGGUUCUUGUUGGAGACUUUGUGCAGGGCAGCCCUGAGUACUGUCGCCCUCCAGCCAGAGCUGGAAAUUCCAACAGACUGUAUGACAGCUGCGUGAAUGACCCGACAGACCCUUCCAUCUUUGUCAUCUUCGAGAAGCAACAAAUUUAUCCUGCCUAUAUCUUGGAGUACAGCGUUGAGACCAGCUGUGUGGUCCUGUAAUGAAUGGUGGAAUGUCUUUUGAAUUCACACUGAAUAAAUUACUCUUCAGUGUGUCUUUUUAAA
Sturnus vulgaris (Common starling) is the source of this 1172-nucleotide messenger RNA. Its product is annotated as protein mono-ADP-ribosyltransferase PARP12-like. Gene Ontology annotation, molecular function: RNA binding; NAD+ poly-ADP-ribosyltransferase activity. Lineage: Eukaryota; Metazoa; Chordata; Aves; Passeriformes; Sturnidae. Gene Ontology annotation, biological process: positive regulation of type I interferon production; positive regulation of mRNA catabolic process; response to virus. The record is from RefSeq and is a predicted model, not a curated record. Gene Ontology annotation, cellular component: nucleus.